Rattus rattus (black rat) is the source of this 606-nucleotide messenger RNA. RefSeq names its product homeobox protein ceh-36-like. The coding region runs from base 1 to 606 and encodes 201 amino acids. Lineage: Eukaryota; Metazoa; Chordata; Mammalia; Rodentia; Muridae. The record is from RefSeq and is a predicted model, not a curated record. Gene Ontology annotation, biological process: regulation of transcription by RNA polymerase II. Gene Ontology annotation, molecular function: DNA-binding transcription factor activity, RNA polymerase II-specific; RNA polymerase II transcription regulatory region sequence-specific DNA binding. The transcript has 3 exons.
AUGGAAAGCAAGUACUUCUACUUCGACCUCGACUAUUAUGGGGUGAGCUUCUAUGAGGAAGAAAUAAUGACUGACUCUCAGCAGAGGGUUGCCGCGGCAGCAGUCCGUUGUCGCUUUGGAAGAGGUGUAAGAGUCCUGCAUGAGCUCGGCCAGGACGAACACCUGAGCUUUAAAUACAAGCAAAACUACAGCUAUGAAGCAAGGAAGGAAACGCAAGCCCGUCCCAGCGAGCCUGAGAAAGCAGCUGGAACAGCUGCUUGUCGCUCCAACAACAGGCAAAUAAAACACCACAAGUUCACCUGUGCCCAACUGUGUGAACUGGAGAAAGCUUUCCAAGAGACCCAGUAUCCUGAUGCACACCGAAGAAAAGCACUUGCAGCCCUCAUUCAUGUGGACGAAUGCAAGGUGAAGGCUUGGUUUAAAAAUAAGAGAGCUAAAUACAGGAAAAAACAUAAGGAUUUACUACUCAGCAGUGCUACAUCUGGUACCUUGAACAACUUUUCUGCUCAGAUGAAUGAAGACCCCAAGAGUAGUACCUCUGUUCCUGAGGAGCCAAUAGGGUUCAUCGUGUGCCAGCAACAUCUUGGCAAAUCCUGCUGGUCAUAA